AGAUGCUGGUGACUGAUAAUGGAGACCUCUGCUGUUUCUCAGCCACAGGUGACCAUAAUAUGGCUUCUGGUAAUAUUAGACACAUUGUGUGCUGCUCAGAAGCAGCUUCACAUUCUAAACCUGGACUGCUAUAAUGACUAUAUCACCGAAAUGUUUUGCACUUGGAAAGUGUCUAACACAUACACCAACUGCAGCCAUGUUUUUCUGCUGGAGUAUAAUUAUCAGAAAAAAAGAACUUCCUACUGUGUACCAGAGAAUGUGCAGCUUUCUGACCCCAGUUCACCUCCUGAAUGUAUAUGUAACAUCAGCGUCAAGUCCUUUGUAGCCGCUGAUAUCUAUUAUAUUCAGGUCAGGUCCCAUGGAGGCUACUCUUACAACCAGACAAUUGAACCGGUGAAUAAAGUUAAACCUAAAACUCCAGUCAAUGUGACUAUUGAAGAUGUUGAAGACGAGACAGGAAUAGUUUGCUGGGACAGCAGAUACACACGUCAUGACUUCUUGUUCCACCAGCUGAUUUUUGAAGUCCAAACAAGCACCAUACAAGAACCAAAGGAGGUUAAGGUGACUACACUGCACCAAGUGGAAUCCUGCUCUGUAAUAAAGAAAAGACUCCUCAGACGAAGACAGAACUAUACAAUACAGGUCCGAUCAAAGCCAAAUGGUAUUUCCUACAAUGGUGUAUGGAGUGAAUGGAGCUCUGCGGCUGUGUGGUACAAUGACUACGACCUACGGUUUCAUGAGAUGAUGCUAAUAGCGAUUCCAUCAUCUGCGUCAGUGAUUUUUGUUUGCAUUUUCCUGUGCUCAGUGUGUUCCUGUUACUGUAAGAAAUGGCUAAAGACCAUCCCUGAUCCUGACAGAAGUCAGCUCUUAUUAACCCUGAUGAAUACGCCACAGGGGCCAGUCUUACAUUCUGAUAUAAAUGACAACAAUCUUCCAUUCAUGGAGAGGAGGAGGUGUAAUAAAAGUAUUUGUGGAAACUGGCUUAAAAUGCUCUCUAGAAAUAUUGGUGAAACUAACCCGAAUUCUGGAAACCUCAUCCCAGCUGGACAUCAAGAUUGUUUUGAAAGUAAAGACGUCAAACCAUUGUUUCUGGUCCCGGAGAUAACCAUUGUUGAGAAGUCAGUAGACAUCACUCCACUUGACAUACACUCAGUCACUGAACCAGCAGAAGAAGAAGAAGUCGAUGAAGCUGGAGAUCUCGGGGUGGAAUGUGAUUUUAUCAAGGAAAUGUUCCUUGAAAUUCUCGAUGGCGAUAAGGAUGACGUCAUGGAGAUGGAUGAUGCUGACAGCUUGGAGAAACAAGACCAGAGUAGAUUUAUUGCUCUAUCAGAUGUUUGCUUCAAGUCAGAUCUACAGACCACUACUGAACUUGUGCCUACGGGCUACACAAACGGGAAUUUACCCAUCAACACGUCACAAGAAUAUAUUUAUUCCCCAGCAGUAUACACGGACUAUACACCCAGCCCCAGCUGUAGCAUUGACACCUACAUGGAGUAUAACGGAAUAUAACAGGAAUCUAGAGAGUCUGAUGAACCAAUGUCUACAAACCAUAAGCAGUAAGAAUGGUAUCUUUCAAUAGAAAAGACGCACACUUCUAACUAGAGAUGAGCGAACU
This is a messenger RNA of Hyla sarda, 1615 nucleotides long. RefSeq names its product interleukin 4 receptor (gene IL4R). Gene Ontology annotation, molecular function: protein binding; cytokine receptor activity. Gene Ontology annotation, cellular component: membrane; external side of plasma membrane. The record is from RefSeq and is a predicted model, not a curated record. NCBI's taxonomy places the organism in Eukaryota, Metazoa, Chordata, Amphibia, Anura, Hylidae. Gene Ontology annotation, biological process: production of molecular mediator involved in inflammatory response; cytokine-mediated signaling pathway. Bases 19 to 1509 code for a protein of 496 amino acids. The transcript has 9 exons.